Ectocarpus siliculosus is the source of this 1325-nucleotide messenger RNA. The record is from the annotation of a GenBank genome assembly. Lineage: Eukaryota; Phaeophyceae; Ectocarpales; Ectocarpaceae.
AUGACCUCGAUAGGCCAGCUGGACGAUCGCGUGCAGUCCAUCUCCGCCCUCAUCGACAGCGACAUCGGCGAGAAAUCCCGAACGAAGAAGGGAGCACCGAAGACUCGACCACAGGCACGCGCCACCGAGGGUCCGGUGCCGGACGGUUGGCGUACCCCGGAGAUCAGGGCGCUCGAGGACCAAAUCAACAGUCGCAUCGACCUCGUACUGCGCAUGGCGGACGAGAAGUGGCGCCUGGCCCAGCACGCCUACGACCGGCUGGACGUGAACAUCCGUCGUCUCGAUGCGGACCUCGGUCGUAUGGAGACUGACCUCCGUCGACAAGGUUUAAUACCCCCGCGCGAAGUCUCCGCGACCCCGCCGUCGAGGAAACGCCGCCGGUCGGGGGCGGAGAAAACCGACGAACCCGACUCUGACUGGUUGGGCCUCAGCCUUUCGGAACGGGUUGACACUGCCAGCCCGUGGUCGGUGGUGAACUGAGGCAGGAGGGCCCGGAGUUUGUGCGGUGGAAACGGGAGGGGAAGGGGUUGGAAUUUUGUGUGAGCGUGAACCGAUGACGGAGGAGACGGGAAUCGACACAGCUGGUGGUUUGGGGGGGAUGGUUUUAUGCGCGGAGGAGGAAGUCGGUGGGCAGGUGGGUGUGUGUGGAAUGCCAUGGGUGGGCCCGCCUACGCCGUGAAUUGACUUGUGCACCGGGGUAACGAUGGAAGAUUGGUUGUAGGUUAUGUGGUGUGUACGUGUGGAGGGUAAGGUGAACAUAAGAAGGGUCAGGAGCUGAGAAACUGUGUGUGAUGUAGGAGGUAAAGUCGACAGCGUUGAAGGGUUGGAACGCGUAAGGGGUAUACGGGCGUUUUGAGCUCGACGACUCGCACGGUCCAGCGGUCCAGCAGUAGAAGCAAGGGGAGGAGAUGAUUGUUCUGCUUGCAAUGUUUGUUCUUGGAGGGGAAGGGGAAGGGGCAGGGGUGGAGGAGACAGGUGCACUUGCGUGGGUGUUACUUGAAACAGGAGAGAGAAUACAGGUGGAGCGAUGUGCUGGGGGAUAUUUUUUCGAAGAGUGCUGGGGGCUGCAGACGUAAAUCCACAACACCGACCGAUACACUGUUUUAGGGUUUGUGUGCGAGGUUCUUUUGGUUGUGUGAUGCUGUUCGAAUAUCCAGCGGUGUAGACCCCCUCCGCCCGUAGUUGCCAUAGAAGGUAUCGUACCCCGCGCGCAUGUACCAUCUUUGUUUCCCCUGAGCUUGGUGCGCAGACGUUUUUCGGGUGGGGUGAGUGGCGAGAUGCAGUUGAUGUUUGUGUUGUUUUGUGUGAAGCACGCUAGCUCGUGU